This is a messenger RNA of Patella vulgata (common limpet), 2494 nucleotides long. RefSeq names its product galactoside alpha-(1,2)-fucosyltransferase 2-like. Gene Ontology annotation, cellular component: membrane. The coding region runs from base 214 to 1542 and encodes 442 amino acids. Gene Ontology annotation, biological process: carbohydrate metabolic process. NCBI's taxonomy places the organism in Eukaryota, Metazoa, Mollusca, Gastropoda, Patellidae. The record is from RefSeq and is a predicted model, not a curated record. Gene Ontology annotation, molecular function: galactoside 2-alpha-L-fucosyltransferase activity. The transcript has 3 exons.
GUAAAAAACAACUAACUGUGAAAAUAGUUUAUAAUGUAGAGACUAUUGUAAAAUGAUGAAGUGUGUGUUGAUGUUCUGAAGAUUUGAUUCAUAAAGGCGCAAUUUCAAGGAAACAAUUCAUCGACAGCUGAUAAACUGUAAAACUACUUCAUAAAGUAGAAGUUAAACAAGACGGUGUUGUCGCUUCAUAGAAAGAAAUUUGAUAGUUGUAAAAUGACCUUGUUGACAAAGAAGAUCUUUCGCAACAUUAGACCAGUAUUGUCGAAGUUCACAUCUGUACUGAUUUUGGCGGCUGUUGUGGUCGGGUUGGUUGUAUUUCAAAGCCGCACUAACUUCCAAGGCCAUAUAUUGUCGCAGAUACAUUCAAGUGGAUUUUCCGCCGUCGGGAAACAGCGGUUUAAUAAAUUCACUAACAAUGAACCAAAGUUAACAAAAUGGAAAGAAAAUAACUCCCAAGCAACUGGGAAAGCUGUCCAAUCCCCAAGUCCGACAUCUAUUCGUCGUGUGGUUGGUAUUACAAACAUAGUAAUAAAUAAGCUUGCGUCCAAGAAUAAAAAGACUACAACUACGACCAAAGUAACACCUAUUGGCACAUCUGUUACGUCGAACACUAAAAACACUAAACCUAGUGUUACACCUACUAGGAUUGUUAAACACACGGCGACAAUUGCACACAGCGUUAGAACGAGUUCACAUGCUAACGUUAAAAAGAAAACGUAUGUUUGUAAGCAAAAUAGUGCUGGUCUUGGAAACAAAAUAUAUAUGUUUGCCGCUUCCUACGGAACCGCAAGACGGAAAAAUAUGGCGUUAGUGAUGAAAAACGAUGCAACGUUGAGGGCAACUUUUAACAUAGAGGGAGCCUAUAAUACAAAUUGGACCUUGUGCAAGAACGCUACAACCAUUAGUGAACCUUCAUGUUGUCGUGCGUGGCCAAAUAUUUAUAACGUUUCAAACGAAAAGACAGUUAUAUUGGGUGGAUACCUUCAAAGUUAUAAAUAUUUUGAUGACCACAGGGACGAAGUCCGUAGAUAUUUGAUAUUUAGAAAUAACGUCCUAAACGAAGCAAAUAAUAAAUUAAACGAUCUAUUUAAAAAGCGAUAUCCCGGUCAAAAUAAAGAGAAGCGGACUUUAAUAGGUGUACAUAUUCGACGUGGGGACUAUUUAUCAUCCAAUAGUAUAAAGUUUGGUUACGUCACGGCACCAAAGGAAUACAUUUUCCGUGCGCAGAAAUACAUGGAGACUCAAUAUUCUAAUAUAACUUACUUUGUUUGCUCAAAUGACCUCGCGUGGACAAAUGAUGUGUUCAAAGGUCAAACAGACGCUAUUAUAGUUCCUAUAGGACCAGCUCACGUGGAUCUUGCUCUUCUCUCGCUCAUGGAUCACAUGAUCAUGACUGUUGGAACAUAUGGAUUCUGGGCGUCGUGGUUUGUGAAUGGUACGACUAUUUACCUUAGAGAGUUUGCUAAACCUGGUUCGGUAUACAGUAAACUAUUUGAUAAAGACCAUUUCGAUACCAUCCCUGCAUCUUGGAUUGGUUUAUAAUUAUACAGUCGCUCGUGGUUGCUUUGAGGGUUGAGUAUAACUAUAGUUUUCCUGGGGGUUGUUUUCCGGAAUCUUCCCCCUGAUGUGUGUAUGUCAUUCUAUUUAGUAGUGAUAUUCCACGGAGACCUAAGACGUUACGGGGGGGGGGGGGGCGAAUGGUUAGCACGUGCGCGCUGUAUCAUACGGUCUGCCAUUGAGUCAACUGGCGUGGUUUCGAUUCCCCGGUUGUACGUGACAAGGAGUAGCGUCUCCUGUUCAACCUCCGGUUUCCUCCCACUGCUAAAGACCCCUACGCGCAAGCGAAUUAUUGAAAUAAAAUUGAACCAUUCGUUAGUCCCGAAAUGACCUAGUUUGUGUCGAGUGGACGUUAACCCCCUCUCUCUCUCUAUCUCUCUCUCUCUCUCUCUUUCGCUCUCUCUCUCUCUCUCCCAUAAGACGUUACCAAAUGUUACAGCGAUUCUAUAUACUCUUAAGGUCAAGGACGUGCAUAGAACUAAUGUGAAUGAACUGCAGACUAACAUAAAUCAUUCUGAGACUAACAUAUAAUUGUUAUAUUUUACUCUCGUUACCUGUCAAACGGGAUGUUUUUGCUUACCCCUUUUCAUACUCACAAACCUCUUAGAUGUGAAGCUCACCAUAUUACCCACUCCCGGAUAGAAAUUAGAAAAAAAUAUUCUUCAUUUCCAUGUACAAAAUCCAACAACGAUAUAAGGAUCCGGUAUUUCCCUUGGUCUCAUUUUACAAAGGGCGUGUAAGUCUUCUUGUAUCUGUACCUACCCUUAUGAAGCAGGUCCCAUAUCAGGAAUAUAAGGGUUAUCUUCCCCUGCGAUCUUUCACGAAUACAUUUGGUUAGUCUAAAAAUGAAAUGUAAAAUGUAAAACAUGUCGACGGCUGAAUCAUGAUAUUAAUGCGGGUCCAAAUGGGCUGAUUGUAAUUGAUCAAUAAAAUGAAU